Messenger RNA from Drosophila eugracilis, 882 nucleotides. RefSeq names its product cytochrome P450 307a1-like. Lineage: Eukaryota; Metazoa; Arthropoda; Insecta; Diptera; Drosophilidae. Gene Ontology annotation, molecular function: heme binding; oxidoreductase activity, acting on paired donors, with incorporation or reduction of molecular oxygen; iron ion binding. The annotation marks the transcript as partial. The transcript has 4 exons. The record is from RefSeq and is a predicted model, not a curated record.
AUGCCGCUGGGACCCGAUCGUCUGAAUUACCUGAACGACGUGAUUGAAUACUUAGAUGAAAUCUUUCGGGAUAUUAACCAGGGCUAUUUAUUUGAUUUUUUACCUUGGCUGAUUCCAUUUUAUACAACUCACAUAAAAAAAAUAAUGCACUGGUCAACUACUAAACGAAAAUUUAUAUUAUAUAAAAUUGUCGAUUGUCGAGAAAGUAACAUAAAUUUAGAGGAACCUGACAAAGAUUUCACUGAUGCUCUGCUAAAAAGUUUAAGAGAAGACCAGAAUGUGUCUCGUAAUACAAUAAUUUUUAUGUUUGAAGACUUUAUUGGAGGGCACACAGCAGUUGGGAAUUUGAUAAUGUUGGUUUUGGCUUACAUAGCUAAAAAUCCUAUAAUUGGUGAGCUUAUAAUGCAGGAGGUAGAUUUUGUUUCGAAUUAUGGAGUAAGGAGUAUUAGUCUUUAUGAUAUGAAUAAAAUGCCAUAUAUCAUGGCGGUAAUUUUAGAGGUUCUACGACAUUCAUCAUCUCCUAUUGUUCCUCAUGUAGCAAUGGAAGACACAGGUAUACCGGGAUUCGGUGUUACCAAGGAGACAAUCGUUUUUAUAAAUAAUUUUGUAUUAAAUAUAAGCGAAAAUAACUGGAAAUAUCCUGCUCAAUUUGAGCCGAAGCGGUUUCUAGAUCAGACUCCAGUGCUCAAUAAGUUAGGCAAAAUUACAAAAAAAAAUUACAACAAUGGUUUUCAGCUUAAGAAAUGUAUUCCACUUUUCUUACCGUUCAGUGUCGGUAAGCGCACAUGUCUUGGAAAAAAUCUGAUUCGAGGGUUCGGAUUUCAUUUACUUGUCUAUAUUAUAAAAAAUUACAAUGUGAAUAGUGCGGACUUUUCAAAAAUU